Suillus paluster is the source of this 1125-nucleotide messenger RNA. RefSeq lists its product as uncharacterized. The coding region runs from base 43 to 1041 and encodes 332 amino acids. Gene Ontology annotation, molecular function: cysteine-type deubiquitinase activity. Gene Ontology annotation, cellular component: nucleus; cytosol. Gene Ontology annotation, biological process: endoplasmic reticulum unfolded protein response; protein deubiquitination. Lineage: Eukaryota; Fungi; Basidiomycota; Agaricomycetes; Boletales; Suillaceae. The record is from RefSeq and is a predicted model, not a curated record. The transcript has 8 exons.
GCUUGUUUUAUUCCCUAGCGCCAUUGAUCCCACACAUCUACAAUGGCACCCAUUCGUUUGCGUCACCCCAAGGGCGUCACAACGUUACAGGUUGACGUCGAAAAUGCUCUAGUUCAAGACCUCCAGCAGCAGAUAUUUGAAGUGUCUGAAAUCCCACCAUCGCAGCAAGAAAUCAGAUCGGGGUACCCACCACAAUCCCUGACGAUAAUCCCCGACCUUCCUCUUUCUAGCCUGGGAUUAAAGUCCGGCGAUCAGGUCAUUGUGAACCAGAAGGCAUCCAGCUCGGCGCGCGCCGCACCUUCCCCGCCCAAGGCAAAGCCAGUCUCUUCCCAACCACCUCAAGCCUCAUUAUCGCAACCGAAUUCAAGCAGGCCCGCACUGAGAACUAGUGGUCCAGACUAUGUCGAUACACCAAAUGGUGUGCUAGUGCACAGGAUCGUGCCAGAUGAUAAUUCGUGUCUUUUUUCGUCCAUCGCCCUCGUUUUUGAGCAAGAUGGCCGCAAGGCGCAACAGAUACGGCAAGUCGUUGCAGAUGGUAUCCGAGCAGACAUGGAAACAUACAACGAAGCUAUCCUAGGGUUGAGCCGAGACGCAUACAUCGCUACCAUUCUGAAGCCUUCGACAUGGGGAGGUGCGAUAGAACUUGGAAUCCUCGCUAAGCAUUAUGGAACGGAAAUUGCAUCUAUUGACGUCGAAACUGGAAGGGUUGAUCGUUUCGAGCCGCCAUUAGAGACGAGUACAGGCAAUCGUUGCAUCUUGGUAUAUUCUGGCAUUCAUUAUGAUGCCGCGUCGUUGGCACCCAUGGCUGACGCUCCGCCUGAAUGGCAUCAGACUGUCUUUCCGAUCAUUUCCGCGGACGAAGAAGAUCCAAUUUUGGCUGCUGCUAAAAAAUUAGUAACUAUCCUGCGAGGAAAGAAAGCGUAUACUAACACUGCAACAUUUGAUCUCAAAUGCGAAGACUGUGGCAAGGGACUGAAGGGUGAGAAGGACGCGAGAAUGCACGCCCAGGAGACGGGGCAUGUGCGAUUCGGAGAGUAUUAACAAUACCUGGAUUCUUGACCUGUUCAUACCACCCAUCCUGAUGUUUAUUUCAUUGAGAAAUGCGUGCAAUCAAGUGUAUAUUUA